Molecule: messenger RNA, 825 nt
Organism: Sorex araneus (European shrew)
Lineage: Eukaryota; Metazoa; Chordata; Mammalia; Eulipotyphla; Soricidae
Gene: COLEC11
Product: collectin subfamily member 11
Exons: 6
Coding region: 22-825 (267 amino acids)
Source: RefSeq, a predicted model, not a curated record
AGUGUCCUGUGAGGGCUCAUUAUGAAGCGGGAUCUGGCCCUAAUUGGCCUGGCCCUCCUGUCGCUGCUUCCAUCUGGACAUCCUCAGCAGACGCCAGAGGACGCCUGCUCUGUGCAGAUUCUCGUCCCAGGCCUCAAAGGGGAUGCUGGUGAGAAGGGAGACAAAGGUGCACCUGGACGUCCCGGAAGAGUUGGCCCCACAGGAGAAAAAGGAGACGUGGGUGACAAAGGACAGAAAGGCAGUGUGGGUCGCCAUGGAAAAAUCGGUCCCAUUGGUUCUAAAGGUGAAAAAGGAGAUUCUGGUGACAUAGGUCCCCCUGGCCCAAAUGGAGAACCAGGCAUCCCGUGUGAAUGCAGCCAACUCAGGAAGGCCAUCGGGGAGAUGGACAACCAGGUCACCCAACUGACAACGGAAUUGAAGUUCAUAAAAAAUGCUGUCGCCGGAGUGCGAGAGACCGAGCAGAAGAUCUACCUGCUGGUCAAGGAGGAGAAGAGGUACGUGGACGCGCAGCUGUCGUGCCAGGGCCGCGGAGGCACCCUGGGCAUGCCCAAGGACGAGGCCGCCAACGGCCUCAUGGCCAGCUACAUCGCGCAGGCCGGCCUGGCGCGCGUCUUCAUCGGCAUCAACGACCUGGAGCGGGAGGGCACCUUCGUCUACUCGGACCGCUCGCCCAUGCAGACCUUCAACAAGUGGCGCAGCGGGGAGCCCAACAACGCCUACGACGAGGAGGACUGCGUGGAAAUGGUGGCCUCGGGGGGCUGGAACGACGUGGCGUGCCACAUUACCAUGCAUUUUAUGUGCGAGUUCGACAAGGAGCACGUGUGA